AUGUUACAAAAGGGCACAUUGAGAUGUGCUUCAUCACUCUUUGGCAAAGUUGCACAGCCAAUGACAGCAACCAGAUCUUUCAUUACAGAUUUCAACAACGCCAACAUCAACAACAACCUAUAUAACAAAUUCAAUAAACAAACAACUUUUAAAUCAAUAUCUUCUCAACCAAGUAAUAUACAUUCAUCAUCAUCAUCGAAUAAUUCACCAUUGUUUUGUAAUACAAAUGAUAUUUUCAAUUUGUUUCCAUUAAAUUAUAAACCAUUAGAGUUUUAUCAAAAGAAACAACAAGAAGAACAAAUUAAAGUUAACAGAUAUGAUAUAAAUAGUAUUGUAUUCAACGACGAAAUGAUGAUUGAUAACGGAGUUAAGGAGGAACAAGUACAUGAAUCAAUUGAAAUGUCUAGUAUUAUCAAAAAGAGAAAGUUAAAGAUGACCAAACACAAACAAAGAAAGCUUAGAAAGAGAAUGAGAUCAUUAAAGAAGAGACUUGGAAAGAUUUAA
Messenger RNA from Heterostelium album PN500, 504 nucleotides. RefSeq names its product aurora kinase A-interacting protein. Lineage: Eukaryota; Evosea; Eumycetozoa; Acytosteliales; Acytosteliaceae. The record is from RefSeq and is a predicted model, not a curated record. The transcript is spliced from 2 exons. Bases 1 to 504 code for a protein of 167 amino acids.